This is a messenger RNA of Capsicum annuum, 546 nucleotides long. RefSeq lists its product as uncharacterized. Lineage: Eukaryota; Viridiplantae; Streptophyta; Magnoliopsida; Solanales; Solanaceae. The record is from RefSeq and is a predicted model, not a curated record. The coding region runs from base 1 to 546 and encodes 181 amino acids. The transcript is spliced from 4 exons.
AUGCGGACCAAGUACCUUCAUCUUUUUGCUGCAGAGUCAGUUCAAGGGUCACUGCAGUUGCACCGCAUUGCGGUGAACCCUAAAACAGUAAUUAUCACGAUCCAGAGAGCCACUGCAAUUCCACUGUGUCGUGGUGGGUAUUGUAAUGACCCACUCACCGUGUCACGUGAUGACCUUGGAAUUGGUGGAAUUUAUGGUGGUGUUGGUGGCAUUGGUGGUGGUAUUCGUGGCAUUGGUGGUCUUGGUAGUGGUGUUGGUAGUCUUGAUGGUGGUGUUGGUGGUCUUGGUAGCAUUGGUGGUGGUAGUGUUGUUGGUGGUCUCAGUGACAUUGGUGGUCUUGGUGGUGGUGUUAGUGGUCUCAGUGGCAUUGAUGGUUGUGUUGGUAGUCUUAGUAGUGGUCUUGGUGGUGGUGGUGGUUCGUUCAUUGACUUCUCUUUUAUAGAUAAUUCUGACAUGCUGAAUAGAAUAACCAAACUGAGUCAGUCUUGGCACACUAGGGAUUCUGUGGUGGCUAGCCCGACUGUUGUUGGUGGUAUAACUGCGUAG